ACAUCCAAUAGCCGUGGCCAUUAUUGCUCGGCGUCCCGCUUCCAGCCGUCGAGCGUAGUGUGGCCGUUACGGUGUCUGUUUCCGUUUUGUGGCUUUUGUUAAGUCAAAUCCUUUCUUAUCCGGUCCGGAAACAUUCUGCCAUCAAGGGGUGAGACGCAAAGGUGAUCGCAGUCAGUUAACUGUGAGCGGUAUUGUAUGUGCACAUCAUGCCGGAGUUUCUCGAAGACCCGUCCGUCCUGACGAAAGAUAAGCUGAAGACCGAGCUGGUGGCGAACAAUGUUAGCCUGCCUUCUGGAGAGCAACGUAAGGAUGUAUACGUUCAGCUUUACCUCAAGCACCUAACCUCCAGGAACCGAGGGACCCCUGACUUCUCUAGUGAUGAGGAGAGAGAGGCUACUCCGAUUCGUGGUCGGGGUCGCCCGUCAGGACGGAAAGCAACCAAGAAAACAGACAAGCCCAGAUCAGAAGAAAAGGAUGAAAUGGAUGUAACAGAGCUUAGCAAUGAAGCUCUCAAAGAAGAACUUAUUAAGUAUGGGAUGAAACCUGGCCCAAUUGUAGGAAAUACAAGGAGAGUUUAUGAGCAAAGACUUCUUAAGCUUAAGGAGCAAGGGAGUAUUCUACCUCCGGCACCUUUAGCAGUGGAUUCAUCAUCUGCAGAUAACAACCAAAACGGAAAUACUGAUUCUGAACAUUACAGUGAUAAUGAAGAUGAGCCAAAGACAGAACUAACAUUUGAAAAGAGAGAGCCCAUUAGGGGGACAAAUAAGGGUCAACCAACACUCCGGAGCAGGAGAAAAGAACAAAAUGAGACAGCUGGAGAUACAGAUGUCAUUCCGGUUCUAAAUGUUAAAAGAAGUAACAGGUCUCCCCCCUUGGAGUUUACUCCUGAUGUAGAAGAAUUAUUCAGCAGUGACUUUAACAUGUCUGAAGAUACUGUUACUGAACCAGCUUGGACACCAGGGCCUACAAAAAGUGGACGUCUUCAGACAAUCACUAAAGAAUCCUCGAGAGUAUCACGGCGAACACCAAGGAAAAGGGAUAUAGAUUCAGAAUCUGUUUCUUUUGAUGAUGAUAAAUCCGAGACUGCUUCGAAAACUGAAACCAUAGCACCUUCAAGCAACCAAAUUCCAGCUUAUGAGCAUUUUGAAACCCGACAGGUUCACAAUCAGGUACCUGAGAUUUCCAAGCAUUCAGAGACAUUUCUGUCAGUCAGUGAAUAUCCUGAGUUGUCAAGAAGGACCCCAAAGAAACAGCUGAUAAGUGAAAAAAGCACGAAAGUGUCACAGGAGACGGAAGCAGGUUCUCUUCAUAAAAGGGUCAUUGAUGUUGAUAUUAUUGGGUAUACAAACUCCAGUGAUCUCCUGAAUACAGCUUUGAUAGAGGAAACUAAGGAUACACUGGAAGACCCUAUGGACACACCAAAAAAGACAAGGCAGUUGAAAAUAACAAAGUUUGUAACUCCCAUUAAAAAACAGGUUGUGGAAAAAACAUAUGGUGGUGAGAGAGUGGAAAAGGAUAUUCUUAAGGAAAUGUUCCCCUAUGAAGUUUCAACUCCAACAGGCAUCAGUGCCAGCUGUAGGAGGCCAAUAAAAGGAGCGGCAGGCCGGCCAUUAAAUCCCAAAGAUUUCAAACUGGAAGAAAGAUAUACAACUAAAUAUGUCUCUAAGUACAUGCCAGCUGUGGAAGUGAAGCCUGCGAAUCUGAAACGUGGAUGGACCAUUCCAAUGUGGAUAAAAAUUCUGCUGUUUGUUUCUGUGGCUGUAUUUUUAUUUCUAGUUUAUCAAGCUAUGGAAACAAGUGAAGUGAAUCCUUUUUCUGUCUUCCUCCAGGGUACCCCAGAACUAAAUGGAAAUUAAAAUUGACUUCAUGAUAAAUAUACAGUUUAUAUUUUUUAACAAUAGGAUUAUAAAAAACUGCCAUUUGUCUCAAGUGUUUGAAAAGUAAUUGCACUUCAAGUUGUAUAUGAAUAAAGAUGGUACAUAAGGACAUCUGCAAUUCAUUCUUUGCUCUGGACUGCUAGAAGAAGACUGGGUGCCAUAAUCCACUAUUUUUAUUAGAUGAGACUGGGACAUUUUGUAGCAUUAUCUCUAUCAAGGACUUUUGUUUCAAUAUGACGUUGUUUUCAAUAUUGAGAGAAGUAAAUGUGAACCCUAUUUCUUACACUUUCUGAGUGACUGGAAAUGCGUCAACUCAAGCUAUUUUGACUUUUGUGGUGGGAGGGGGCCUGGGCAAGCUUAUAAAAUGGUGAAGGGAAAAUAACUUUGAUAUAACUGUGCAGCAUAGCUUCAUAUAUCAAUGCUUUUUAAAACAUUUGCAAUGUCUUUAGAAGACUAACAUUUUAGUAUGUUAAUGUCUUGUAUUUAUCUAAGAAUCCUGCAGCAAUGGUUUAACAGAGAAUCAUGUCAGUUUGACAAUUUUUAAGAGGCAAUGUUGGCUUUUUGUAUCAUGUAGUAUAAGCUUAAAUUUGGCUUAAAUUUUUUAGCGAUACUGUGCGGAAAUUAAAACGAAAAAAAUUCAAAAAAAAAGGUGGGGCAAAUUGCUUAAUAUUUUGUAUGCUUUUUUCUGAUCUUUCAUUUUGAAACAGAAUGGGUGAAAAGUGGUAGCCUACUCAUAUUGUUGUGCCUGAAAGCAUUUUUAAAAAAUAAUGUUGCAGGAAUCACUUGCUGUAUUUUUAAUGUUUCACUUAAUUUAGUAAAUCUAUUUUUAGACAUUGCUUCAGAACAGUGUAUUUUUAGAAAGUACUGUUUUGUGUGUAACUGCGGCAGAAUCUAAACCAGGAUGCUGGCUAUACUUCUCAGAGAUUGACUUAAUAAAAAAGUGUAAGUUUCAAA
Molecule: messenger RNA, 2831 nt
Organism: Spea bombifrons (plains spadefoot toad)
Lineage: Eukaryota; Metazoa; Chordata; Amphibia; Anura; Pelobatidae
Gene: TMPO
Product: thymopoietin
Exons: 12
Coding region: 207-1856 (549 amino acids)
Molecular function (GO): DNA binding
Source: RefSeq, a predicted model, not a curated record